Molecule: messenger RNA, 797 nt
Organism: Xylona heveae TC161
Lineage: Eukaryota; Fungi; Ascomycota; Xylonomycetes; Xylonales; Xylonaceae
Exons: 4
Coding region: 146-739 (197 amino acids)
Source: RefSeq, a predicted model, not a curated record
GCCCCAACGAUUUGAAAUAAUAAUUUAGGUAGAUCUUUGGCAUUCAGCUGCACAAAAACAUACAAUUUUUUUUUAAAUUCCAGAUAGCACAAGGAGAAUUCAAAAUUAUCUGUAGUUUUGGACCACGUGCACAUUCUCCCAGAAGAUGGAGAGGUCGCAUGGUGCUCAACCCGCACUCCAAGAUGGAAUCAUCUUUCCAGCUUUACAAUUUGGUACCUUGGCAGGUGUUGCUGGACUAGGAGUUGGCGGGAUUGCUGGCUUAGUUCGCUCACAGACUCCCACGCUUUUUGCAUUCGCAUCCAGCACGCAAUGGUUUACUUUGGGGACUGCCUAUUGGGGUGUACGGGGAAUUAUAUUACACAUGCGUGGAGCCCAGUCUGUCAGUCCUCGGGAACGGAUCUAUGCGAGUGGAAUUGCUGGCGGUCUCGCAGGGGCAGGAGUCGCUCUUAUCACUAGGGGGCGAUCUAACGUGAUACCUGGGGCCAUUAUGUGCUCUUUGCUGGGCUCAACGGGUCAGGGGCUUUAUAAUGUCAUGGAUGCACAGCAUGCUCAAAGCUAUGGUGAAAAUGAAAGGCACGCCAGCAGCCCCUUCUGGCAGCGACUCGCUCAGGCCAAGUGGAGCCCCGUCCGAGUUUUAUCCGACAAGGAAUACGAGAAAAUGCUUAGAGAGCGGUUGCUCCGCGUUGAAGCAGAGAUUGCUAUAAUUGACGAAGAAAUCAAGAGGAACACUAAAGACUAACAGAAAAUGAAAAUCAUCAAUCAAAAUCAUGACUGAGUUAGGAAUCUUAGACGACCAC